Bactrocera dorsalis (oriental fruit fly) is the source of this 6091-nucleotide messenger RNA. Its product is annotated as putative nuclease HARBI1. The coding region runs from base 4843 to 5925 and encodes 360 amino acids. The record is from RefSeq and is a predicted model, not a curated record. NCBI's taxonomy places the organism in Eukaryota, Metazoa, Arthropoda, Insecta, Diptera, Tephritidae. The transcript is spliced from 4 exons.
GCCUGUGGAACUGUGAACUCAAAUAGAAAGUUCUUACCAACGCUCAAAGAAGAAAAGCAUUUGCAAAGAGGAGAACAUGAUUACCGGAUGAGUGACACAAAAAUAUCUUUUUUGAAAUGGAAAGAUAAGAGAUCAGUUUUCAUGUUAUCAAAUUAUCAUGACCCUACGGAUGUCGGAAAAGUUACCCGCCGAAAGCGUGAUGGUACCAGUAUUGAAGUAUCAUGUCGGAAUCAGUGAAAGAUUACAAUGCGAAUAUGAACUUCGUUGAUAAAUUCGAUCAACUGAAAGGAAGUUAUGCUGUUGAUAGAAAAUCCCACAAGUGGUGGCACAGGAUUCUCUUUCAUUUUCUUGAUUGUAGUAUUGUCAAUGCUUUUUUAAUUUAUAAAGAACUACAGUCCUCUUCACGCAGGGAUAUAUGCCCUUUGACUUUGAAAGCAUUCAGACGAAGCGUAUACCAGGGUCUACUGGCCCCAGCAUUUGUCAGAGAUAAACGAAGGCCCGAAUCAGUGAACAGCAACCACAACUCUACAGCUUCUUCUACAGGCCCUGCAUUUAUAAAACGUCACAAGCCAACAGUCCCUUCAGAAAUUCGUCUUGAAUCCAGUCGCCAUCAACCUGAAAGAAGCACAUCAAGAAGAUGCUGUCUAUGCAGCAAUAAAAUAUUUCCGGUCCGUACUGUAUGGCAGUGUAGUACAUGUAAAGUGCCUCUUUGUCUACGCAAGGGAAAAGCUUGUUUUUCAGAUUUUCAUGAAAAAAAAUUUACCUUAGUUUCGUUCCGGAGAAUUACAUUAUAGCAUAUAAUAUUAAUAAAAAAUAAAAGUAACUCAUAAUUGUUUUGUUUCUAUCGAUAUUCAAUAUAUUCAUUCAAUAUAUUCUUAAUCUAAAAGCGUGACUGAAAGAGUUAAAAAAAUUUAGUAUUUUAAGAAAUAGUCAAUUACGUAAAAUAAAAAAGUAAUUCAAAUUAUAACUAAAAAACUAAAAUAACAAAAAAAAGAAACGUGGUGGUCAGAUAAGUAUUAAGAAAAUUUAGUAUUUUAAGAAAUACUCGUAAUGAAUUACGUAAAAUAAAAAAAAAUUGUAAUUCAAAUUAAUAACUAAAAUAACAAAAUAAUAGUCAAGUUUGGUAAAACCAAAUGUGCACGCCUAUAACUUGCCGAAGUGAAUAAAAGAAUUUCACAUUUCCGAGUUCUCUACAAUCGACUUGGAAGUUUUGGGUAUAGGUGGUGUUUAUACGCAUUUCUUUGAUUUAGGCGAGGCUUACUUUCGCUGCAGUUUCUUGCCCCAUUGAUGGGUUUCUUUUUGCAAAGGUGUGUGUUAUUAAACAUAUAAUGUCUCCGUAUAGUCUAGGUCUUCGAAACUUCUACUUUGACCCCAACUUAUUUCUUCCGUUCCGUCCGAUACGAUGUUAAGGGAAUAUUUAAGUCUAGAUUCAGAAAUUUCAAGUAAAAAAUGUAAAUUAAUAUUUUUAAUAUAUUUUUUUAUUAUUUUAACAUUACAAGAAUACAUAACAAAAUCUGAAAAUAGGUAUCGGGGUCUAAGUACACGGUUCCCUGGGGGCUUGAACAGUUUUGAUUGGAUUUAAACAAUUCUUUGUCAUAAGGUGGCAUACACUAAAGAUAUUAAUUGUGCACAGUUGUAUCCAGUUCUAUUCAUAGGUACUUGAUUUGUGUACUGGAAACUGAACGAAUCAAGUGGAAUUUAAAAUUGUGCUAUAUGGGAAGUAGGCAUGGUUGUUGUUCGAUUUCGUACAUUUUCACAAUGUUACAUAGGAAUAUAAGAAGAAUGCCACGUACUAAAUUUUGUCGAAAUCGGUCAGUCGGGUCCCGAGAUAUGAGAUUAUAACAAAAAGUUGGCGGUACCACACUCAUCGUCUAAUUUUCAAACCGGCUCCCAUAAAGCUUUCUCAUACCAUACUGGUGGUCUUUGUUAAGUUAUUAAUUUAAGUUAUUAAUUUAUCGUGCUUUUAGUAGAAAUGAGCGGGAUUAUCCGCCGAUUUCAUUCACUUUUGGUCGGUAGAAGUUCUUAUAAGAUUUAUGCUCAGCAAAUUUGGUUGUUGUAGCUUAAGUGGUUUAAGAGCUAUGUAUGUACAUUAUUAGACGGCGGGGCCACGCCCACUUUUUCAAAAGGUUGUGCCCACAGGUGCCCUUAGCUACUGCCAUUCCUUGUGCUUACAGCUUCAUAUCUUAAUUGAGCGCUGUUAUGGAACUUUAUAUAUUUUCGGUUAGUGGCGAUUUGUGUUCGGACAGACAGACAGUCAACCGAAAUUCAACUUUCCUCUUCGUCCAGAUCGUUUAUAUACAUAUAUAUAUCCCUAUAUCUAUCUCGCUUAGUUUUAGGUGAUACGUACAACCGUUGGGUGAACAAAACUAUAAUACUCGUACUCUGUAGUAACUGGUUGCAAGAGUAUAAAGAGUAUAACCAUUGCAUUUUCUUAUAUUUUUUUUUAAGUGACAGGACGACUGAUGCUCACCUCAAAGCAACGCUUUGAUUGUCAGCGAAGGCUCACCUAUAUGUCUCACUUGCAUGUCUCUUGCUACAACACAAACCUGGUGCCUCUUUCACACACUUUUUAGCCUUACAAAAAUUGCAAAUGCCAUUCAUUCGACCAAUGAAUAAAAGGGAAUGGUCCAAAUAAUUACAAUCCUGUCUAUAGUUAAACGCUGAUUUGAAAGCAAUCGCCCCUUGUCUAUUCUGCAUCAUUUGCAACCUUACAUUCUCUACGCGAUUUGCACUCUCGUCGACCGUCUCAUUUCAUUUUAGCUGAAUUUGCCGUCUAUUUGAUGAGGAUCUAAAUAAUUGAGAUUUUGCUUUUGGCAUCUCUGAAAGCUUUUAUUGUAAAAACCGUAUAUUUAUUAUUAACCAAAUUAGUUUCGCUUAAAUCUAAUCUUUACCUUUUGAUUUAAAGACAAUGAAUUUCCAAUUUUACUCUACCAUUUGCAGAAUACGAUCAUAAAUACAAUAAAGUUAGAAGAAACCAGCAAGUAUUUCGCAGACACACAUGAAAACCACAUUACAUCUUAAUAUUUGAUUUUAUUGGUUUUUGGAUGUUCCUUACGGAGAGCGUUCUGUUUUUAUUUUCAAUGUGCUUUGUUACAAAAAAGUACAAAGACAAUAAGAAAAGUAAUUCAAGCAACGGUGCGUUGCUGCAAAAUAAGUAGCUGUAAAACAGAAUAAAUAUAGUUGACACUGUAUUUACAUAACUACAUACAUGCAUACAUACGGCAAUUUAUGCGAGCAUUUGAUUGUGCUGUUUAGCGUUAUUUCACUUGUUCUGCGAUCAUUUAUAUAUGCAAACUUUUUUGCUUUGUACUUUACUUCAAUAAGUUAUGUAGAAAAGAUGUGAGAGAUGGAAGAGAGAGUGCAUACAUAUGUAUGUACUUUACUUCAUUACGUUAUGCUGGAAAAGAUGUGCAGAGAUGGAAGAGAGAGAGAGUGCGUGCCGCAAACGAUCAAGGGCACACGCACACACACAAAGCGCGCUUCGCUGUAGACUGCGUUUGGUGAACGAAAAACCUUAUGCUUGCAAUAUUUUUGGUUUUUCAAAAACUUCACCCGAAAGAAAAAGGAUUUGAUUUCGGAAAAUUAAAAAAAAGUAUACCACUCGCGAGCCUAGAGCAAAUGCUUUAUUUAAAAAAAAAAAUUAUAAAAAUCGCUUCAGAACUUUAGGAGAUUAGCCGUUACAAACAUUUUUCAUAUAAGCGAUUUUAUAUAAUUAGUAUAGAUAUUUAACCCUAUAUCUAUCUCGCUUAGUUUUAGGUGAUACGAACAACCGUUAAGUGAACAAAACUAUAAUACUCGUACUCUGUAGUAACUGGUUGCAAAAGUGUAAAGAGUACUAGCUGAUACGAGUAAUGUGUGCUGAUAACCCACAUCAGAGGAGACCGUCUUAUUAAAUCAAUUAAUUUUAAGGGGACCACUCUAUUAUCGAAUGCAUUCCAGAUUAUGAAGUGUAUUGAACGCCUUUUGGAAGUCGAUAAAGAUGAGAUAAAGAGGGAAGCGUCAACAUUUCAUUAAUUUUUUCUAUACCGGAAACAAAACGCUUUCUGGGGUCUUUGUGACAGGGGCCUAAGAUCCUGGGUCUUAAACAAAGAUACUUAUAAAUAGCUUUUUGAGCUCGAAAAGCUUACGGUCUUUUUCUUACGGUUUUACUAUCACUUUUUUCAGUUAGGUCCCGCAGCAAAAUCCCUAUCUCCUCCAAGUCUGCCGUAAGGAACGGCCAAUAAUUCUUCGCUAAAAUAAAAGUUAAAUACUACAUUUUGAGCAUUAUAACAAAAACUCAAACCAUUAACCAACCUGCGCCAAAAAAUAUGCAACAAUUCAACUCCCCAAAAACGUACUUGCAUACACAAUAAUGUUACAGAUUUUCAUGCCUAAUUAUUUUGCAAAACCUAAAGGUACGCUAUAACUAGCGAUCUUACAUUCUUCUUCUUACGGGUUAUUUCCUCAAACCAUUAACCAACCUGCUCCAAAAAAUAUGCAAGAAUUCAACUCCCCAUAAACGUACUUAGUGCAAGCACAAUUCUCACCCAAAACUAAUUUGCAUAAAUGAAAUAACGCGUGCUAUUCGCUCAGUGGUCCAUUUUAUUCUGGCCCCUAUUAUGAGUUGCAUUCGAUCUUCGACAACGAUCGAAAAUGCUGGUCGAACGAAUUUGCAUUUGGUAUUACGACGCUCAUUCGAUGAAGAUUGGCGUUAUUGUGAAUUGCAAUCAUUUUGAAUGUUCACGAUAGUAUACAUCUGUCAGAUGGUGUAAAAACUAAAAGCGUUUUGUGUACGAAGUGUGAAGGUAAAGCUAAAAAAUAUUUUAUAAAUAAAGUAAAUAUAAAUAAAAGUUAAAAUAAAAUAUGACUACGACUGAAUUGUGGUUUGACGAUUCUUCAGAGGAGGAUGAAAGCUUAGUGGAAUUGGCCAGAAAUAGAAAGAAGUUAAGGGACGCUUCCAACCCUUUGGAAUUGGAUUCCGCUACAUUUAUAAAAAACUUUCGUUUGUCGAAAGAGGCGUUCGUUGAUUUGCUGUCCGCUACAGAGGAAAUGCUGCAGCGAUGCACACGAGCGAAAUCUAUUCCCAAUAUAUUAAAAUUGGCAACAGCUUUACGAUUUUGUGCUCAGGGAUCGUAUCAACUUAGUAUAGGGAAUGAAAAUAUGCUUGGACUAGCACAGCCCACGGUGUCUGUGGUACUAUCUGAGGUACUCGAUGCCCUGGAGAAUUUCAUUUGCCAAAGAUGGAUAAAAUUCAAUUAUACCGAGGCUGAAAUGCAACAAGCAAAAUCCCAUUUUUAUAAUAAUACCAGAUUUCCUGGGGUAAUCGGUUGUGUUGAUGGUACACACAUCAAAAUUGUGGCUCCCAAAAAGGAGUUGCAGCAUUUAUAUUACAACAGAAAAGGAUUCUUUAGCAUUAAUGCUAUGAUUGUUUGUGAUCAUACAAUGAACAUACGGUAUAUAAAUGCAAAGAAUCCCGGGGCAACGCAUGAUUCAAUGAUUUUCAACAUGUCAGCAUUGAAAGCAUAUUUAGAACAGCAAGUCGAAAAUGGUCUUCGCAAUACUUGGCUACUUGGAGACGCUGGAUACGCUCUAAAAACUUAUUUGAUGACACCUUUUAGAAAUUCUGAAGAAGGAUCUCCAGAAAGCAGAUGCAAUACACAACAUUCGAGAGCAAGAAAUAUAGUAGAGCGCAAUAUUGGAGUGUUGAAAAAUAGAUUCAGAUGUUUGUUACAAGCAAGAGCUCUCCACUAUUCUCCAAAAAAGGCGACACAAAUUAUUAAUGUUUGUGCAGCUUUACACAACAUUUGCAUAUUUUAUAAAGUUGAAAUUUCUCCUGAAGAAUUUCCUAAUGAGGCAAACGAUAGUCAUGGUGGAGUCAUUGAAGUUGAAUCUGAUAACGACUCGGAAGCAGCAGCAAUUAGAAAUCGUAUAUUAAGAACGUUUUAGAUAUAAUUAAAAAAAAUAAAUUAGAAAUUUAUUUAUUCAAAAUAUUUAUUAUGGAAUUCAUUGUUCAUGUUUAUCUACGUAAUAAAAAUUACUCUUUGACAAAAAAUAUCACAUAAUUCAUUUACCUUUUGUACUUAGAAAUAUAUACAGUCUUAAAAUACUAAUA